This is a messenger RNA of Cooperia oncophora, 1548 nucleotides long. NCBI's taxonomy places the organism in Eukaryota, Metazoa, Nematoda, Chromadorea, Rhabditida, Trichostrongylidae. The record is from the annotation of a GenBank genome assembly.
AUGAACAAUACCGCUAUUCAAAUGCUUGACUUGCGAAACAACAGUUUAAGCGACGUCGGAAUUGUUAAAAUUUGUGAGGCAUUGCGUAAUCCAGAAGUGGUGAAGAAAACUUCACUUACGGCCCUUGUACUCUGGAACAACAAAAUUACUGCCAAUGCGAUGGAUGCCGUGGCCUGCGCACUGUGUGAAAACACUCACCUGGAAACGCUAAACAUUGGAAGCAAUCCACUCGGUGAGCUAGGCGUUCAAAGACUGAGGCCUGCUCUUGGAGGAAACGGUAGUAAUCUACAUAGGAUUGGUCUUCAAAGCACACAAAUGACUUGUCAGAGUGCAAUACUUCUGGCUGAAUGUCUUGCAGACAAUUCCACUUUAAUCCGCGUGGAUCUUCGUGAUAACCCCGGAAUAGGAUCUGCUGGACUAUUAGCUCUGCACUCCGCAAUGAAAAUAAAUUGUUCAAUUUCACUGUUAAACUUGGACCAAAGCUGUGUUGUCGCUUCGAAUCUUAAAGUACGGCCAUAUCAGGAAGAUUUUCGUCGCUACUACGAAGACAUAAAGCGCUAUUGCGAACGGAACAAGCGUGCUGUACAGCAGAAAACUGAAAAUGAUCCAGCCUGUGAAAAUGUGUCAAAACCAGCAAAGAAUGAGGAGUCCAGCAAAGAAUCUGAGGCAAAACAACAGGAGGAAGUGAAACCAGCGGAUUCCGUUGCUACAGAAGCCGACCAUUCGCCGUCACAUGGCCAGGCUUUGCCUUCAUUUUCAAAUGGAACGACGUCAUCCGGAAAUAGAGGAAAGUUUGUGCGCAGCUCAUCGCUGACGUGCACUGAAACCGUUGCUGAUAUCCACGAACGGCUACGAGUACUCGGAGGUUCAACACACUCUUUGGACGAAGCCAAUACAGAUUCCACGAAAACUAUAAAAAAGUGUUCAACUUCUUCCCACAAUGCGCUUGGACUAACUGAAUGGGGAUCAUUGCCUGCAAUUCCGCAGGCUAGUUUGGCUGCGAAGCCAGUUGUGCGGAAACUUCGUCGUUUCUCUGUGUCACCAUCCUCAUCAACAUUCGAUGUUUCAAAACCUCUACAAGCUUCUAGCGCUCCUAUUCAAGAGCAUCCUCCUCGUCCGAAAACAUUAGCCGUAGGAAUCCCGGGAACGAGUGAAGGUUUACCAUUAUCAACAGUAAAGACAUGUUCAUCUCUUCCUGAUUUAGUGAAUUCGGGAUCAUCCGCUCUAGAUGCAAGAGCAAGUGAUAACAAGAACACCUCUGUGGAAAAAGGCAGUUCCGCUGAUCAUUCAAGCGCAGCUUCCACUGAUAAGCAGGACAAGGAAGAUUCAUCCAGUGCUGCUGCUACAGAGAUGAAGAAAUCCCAUCGUAAUCCAUGUUCUGAUGGAAGCACGGCAGAUGCAGAUGUGGAAGAAUGCUCACAUCAAGUUCUACCUUGUCAGCCACCUUCAGAGGAUAUGAUGAGGGAUGUACGCAUCGUGAUUGGUGAUCUUGUCAAUUACGUGCUGGAGAGCUCGUUUCUGUCAGAGCUGGAACUCCAGAAGAAGUGA